UGAACAUGACAUGACAUUGUAAAAAGGCCUCUAAAGGCAAAGAAGAACAGAAAGAAAAAAGUUUCCUAAAUGUAUAACCCUAAUUCUGAGAAUCAAGCUAAGCAGUUUGAAGCAAUGGAAAAUCCCCAGAAUCAAAGUAACGAGUGGGAAGUGAUGGCUAAAGCAUGGCUCUCCACGCUUCCUGAGGACAAAACAAUAAGCCCAGAUGAAAUCCAGGCUUGGCUCCAAUCAAACCAAGCCCAUCUACCUGAUCACAUCAAGUCCAUGGCCCCACCUCAGCUGCACCAACGUCUUGCUUCCAUUCACUCUGCUAUAUUGCAACCCCGUCAGGAAAAUGAUGUAAACUAUGACCAUCGAUUUCAGCGCACUGAUCAAUGGUUACCAGUUUAUACUUGGUUAGAGUCUAUAAAAGAUACAGAAGAAGUAGUAACGUCGAAAGAUGUAUUGGACUGGCUAUCUGCAAACCCAGCUGUCAGAGAUGAUUUACAAUCAAAACACUCCCGUGGUCACUUGAUGCACUACAUUAAACAGUGUCAUCUCAAAAUUUUGAAGAGGAGGAAGGGAUUGCCUAUAACCAGUAAAGCAAAAACAGACAUCUUUUCAAAAGGUGAAGGAAGAAAACUGGCAGUUCCCCUUCCAUGCAACAUGAUGAAUAAAUUACCUACUGACAGUGACUUGUACAUCGCAAAACGCAGUGAAGCUUUGCACAAAUACGAGAUUUUGGUUGAUUUGGAGAAACAGCUUUCUACCCUUUUCCCUAAGCCACAGCUUUUAAACAAGUGAAUCUCCGAAUUCUGGUAGAUGUGGUGCCGAAAAUGCCAGUUUGGCAAACUUGUAGUCUCUUAUCAAUCGAGCUUCUUUGGCAUCUCCCUAUUUCUUGUAUAUGUAGGUGUAUGUAAAUGUAGAUGACCUACAUGUAAAUUUAGAUCUUUUUUAUUAGUAGAAAAGUUUGUACUUAUCUUGCCUCUUGUAUAACAUCACGCUUGUCGUGUUGGUUGAAUGUCAGAUUGGCCCUCGUUUGAUGUACUA
Molecule: messenger RNA, 1029 nt
Organism: Daucus carota subsp. sativus
Lineage: Eukaryota; Viridiplantae; Streptophyta; Magnoliopsida; Apiales; Apiaceae
Exons: 5
Coding region: 70-783 (237 amino acids)
Source: RefSeq, a predicted model, not a curated record